Molecule: messenger RNA, 4104 nt
Organism: Phaeoacremonium minimum UCRPA7
Lineage: Eukaryota; Fungi; Ascomycota; Sordariomycetes; Togniniales; Togniniaceae
Product: putative intron-binding protein aquarius protein
Exons: 4
Coding region: 1-4104 (1367 amino acids)
Biological process (GO): mRNA splicing, via spliceosome
Cellular component (GO): catalytic step 2 spliceosome
Molecular function (GO): mRNA binding; helicase activity
Source: RefSeq, a predicted model, not a curated record
AUGCCGACCGCAAAGAGACUCAAGAAGAGCGGUGCAGCGGCGAAGGCGCAAGCUAGCGCCGCGCCGCCGAAUGCAACAGAUUCCGAAGGCGAGGCCGAAUUCACACAGCUCGCGAAACAGCACUGGCUGAAGGCCACCAAGAAGAACACCAAGGUCAAGGUCAAGAACGACGUUCUGAAGAAGGAAAUAUGGGAUGGCUUGGAGAAGGAUGGCUUUCCAUUCAAAUCGCUGCUGUCAUUAGAAAGCUUGCAAAUCCUGGAGAGCCUUGACUGCGCCAUUGUACGGAAAGAGUGUGCGCCGCUGGUGUCCAUAUCGAUCUGGCAUAACCUCGCCACAGAACAGAAACGGGAUGACAAGCUAGAUCAGAAUACCCAUCUACGCAAGGCAUGGCGGGCCGCAGCCAAGAGAUAUGAUUCUGCGGAUGAUGUGACGAAAGCUCGUCUGCGCUUUGAGAGGUCAUGGCUGUAUACUCUUACCCUGGACUUCCUCAAUUUACUCUAUGCUGAGAAUCCCAAGAAAGAACAAAUAUCAUAUUGCGAGAGGUUCGUGGAGUUUCUAGUAGAUUUGCAGAGCUCGUUGCCCACGAGACGUUAUGUCAAUACUCUGCUGCAAGAUCUGCAUGUUCUCUCCGCAUUCGCAUUGUCACCUUUGUUCAAUGAUGAGGACAACGGGUUGUUGCGCGACCUUUACUCCCUGCUAUCUCAUUACACGUAUUUCACCAUCGACGACCAAACAGGGGCACAGCAGAGUAAGACCGAAGCAUACGACCGGCAUUGCGCCAGUCUCGCGAAUCUCCAGCGCACUGCCUUGAAACAUUUCAAGGACAAGCUGACUGUCCUCGCUUUAUCUAAUUAUGGAUCGAUCGACAAGAGGGAGGAACUAGCGAAUCUUCUUGAACCUCUUGCAGACGACGAGCUUGCUCAACUUUCCGGGUAUCUGGGGCUAAGAACCUCGUAUCCUGAGUCGACGAGUCUUUCAGUGGACCGUAGAUUCCUCAUAGAGGCGCUUCUCUCUACCUUCGAGAGACGAGACACUUUCCAGGAAACCGCUCAGAAGAUGAGCGUGCUACCUACUGAGGAAAGUCUCUUCGCCCCUGGUCUAUUAAGAACCGACCAUUACGAUGGGUCUCGCCCGCUGGCGCUGCCCAAGCUCAAUCUACAGUAUCUGUCGGUUGGUGAUUUUCUGUGGCGAGCUCUCGUGCUGUAUCGAUGCGAGUCAUUCUAUGGCAUCCGGCGGGAUAUCGAGGACGCAAUACGGCGCCUGAAACCCGAAUCACGACGGCCGGGCGAGACAAAUUUCUCUGCAACUGGUUCUUCAAGGAUGGCUCUGCCCAUCUCCAAGCCGACAAUCCUAGAGGUUGUGCCAGCCUUGGUCGGGGAUGACAAACCAUCAGCGGUUCGCGCGGAGAUCGUAAUCGACGUUCGUCGGCUUAGAGACAAUGUUCGUCGCGAAUGGGAAUCUCUCCGUCCCGAUGAUGUUGUUUUCCUACUUUCCAUUGAUGCUACCAAGUGCAAGAACUCCACCAACGGUGGCAGCCCUCUUCCAGAGGCACAAAGACUAGGUUUGGUUUCUGUGCGAACUGCUGAAAUUGUUCAAAUUUUGGAUGAUAAAGGCAAGCCCGUCAGGGAUUCAAACGCCUACUUUGAUGGACAGGGCCGAAAUGCUACGAGACGAUUACAAGUCAAACUGGAUUCGAGCACAUUCAAAGAAGAUGCGGACAGGGUUGCGUCAGGCAAGCCUGACGUGUACGACGGUAUUAAUGUCAUUCUGCGGAGAAGUGGUAGAGAGAAUAACUUCAAGCCGGUGUUAGAUUCCAUCAGGAGCUUGGCACUAUCAGAUGUGCCCCUAGCAUCCUGGCUACACGAAGUGUUCCUGGGCUAUGGCGAUCCAGCUGGUGCGACUUAUAAGCAGUUGCCCAACCGACUUAAGAGGGUGGAUUUCCGUGAUACCUUCUUGGAUUGGCAACACCUCAUCGAAAGCCUUCCUGGAAAGAUUAUUGAGCCAAGCGACGAUGCGUCUGGUAGCUUCGGUCCACCGUAUGUAUUGGAAACUGCAGAUCGCCCAGCUGAAGAGACAUCUUCCAAGCCUUCAAAGAAGAGGAGAAGGGAUGCAGAGCCAGCGCUUCUCGCAGAGGUAGAGACAUUGAAGGUCUCAACAUACAAGCCACCAAACAACGGCCCAUACCCUGUCGACGCUCCUAGACUUAACAACAUUCGCUUCACUCCUGCUCAAAUUGAAGCCAUUACAUCUGGAACACAGCCUGGACUGACGGUCAUUGUCGGGCCGCCAGGAACGGGUAAAACUGAUGUUGCCACACAAAUCAUCAACAACAUCUAUCAUAACUUCCCUGAGCAGAGAACAUUGCUUAUUGCGCACAGCAACCAAGCUCUCAAUCAGCUGUUUGCAAAGAUCAUUGCUCUAGAUAUUGACGAACGGCACCUGCUCCGCCUCGGCCAUGGAGAGGAAGACCUGGACACUGAAGCCAACUUCAGUAAACAUGGUCGUGUUGAGUCUUUCCUGGAGAAUCGGGAUCGUUACCUCCAGGAAGUUACCCGCCUUGCAGCUAGUAUUGGUGCUCCUGGUGCACACGGCAACUCGGCGGAAACCGCAGGAUACUUCAAUUCUGUAUACAUUGGGCCAGCCUGGGCCAAAUUCAGUGAGAUUGCGAGAUCAGAGGAUGCGUCUGCUGCUAAGAUUGUGGAGGCUUUUCCCUUCAAGUACUAUUUCGCAGACGCUCCGCAGCCCCUUUUCCCACCAGAAGCCGAUCGAGAGACCGUUCAGGAUAUUGCGGAGGGUUGCUACCGUCACAUAUCCAGAAUAUUCUCGGAACUAGCUGAUGCACUCCCAUUCGAAAUUCUACGACGUGAUCGAGAUAAGGCCAAUUACUUGCUCACGAACGAAGCUCGUAUCAUUGCCAUGACCUCAACACAUGCAGCAAUGAGACGGGGCGAAAUCGCCUCCUUGGGAUUCCACUAUGACAACGUGGUCAUGGAAGAGGCCGCUCAGAUCACAGAAAUUGAGAAUUUCAUCCCUCUGGCCAUGCAAAAACCUAAGGAUGGACAGAUGGCUCUGCAAAGGGUAGUUCUUUGUGGUGAUCACUUCCAGAACUCACCCGUAAUCCAGAGCCUUGCUUUCCGGCAUUUCGCGAACCUCGAGCAGUCUCUAUUUUCCAGGCUAGUACGGCUUGGAGUACCAACGAUUACCCUUGACCAACAAGGGCGGUCCCGUCCCUCAAUUGCGCAGCUGUAUGCAUGGCGAUACAACAGCCUGGGCAACCUGCCACACGUUGAGUCUAGUAAGGAGUAUUUGACUGCCAAUGCUGGAUUCAAGUACGACUAUCAGUUCAUCAAUGUGCCAGACUAUAAAGGCAAGGGCGAAACUGAGCCUACACCCCACUUCAUCCAGAAUCUCGGCGAAGCCGAGUAUGCCGUGGCCAUCUACCAGUACAUGCGUCUGCUUGGAUACCCGUCCUCAAAGAUUAGCAUACUUACGACAUACGCUGGCCAGAGAGCUCUCGUAAAGGAUGUACUGGCUCAUCGAUGUGCGAAGAACCCGAUAUUCGGUCUGCCUAAGAUUGUUACGACAGUGGAUAAAUAUCAGGGCGAGCAAAAUGACUAUAUUAUACUUUCGUUGACUCGGACAUCAAAGGUAGGCUACCUUCGCGAUAUUCGACGUCUCACAGUCGCCCUGUCGCGUGCUCGUCUUGGGCUUUACAUCUUGGGCCGGCGCGAUAUCUUUGAGGCGUGUUACGAGCUUCGAGAAGCCUUCUCCCUGCUAUUCCAGCGGCCUGAUAAGCUGAUGCUCGCUACCGGUGAGAUGUGGCCAUCAGAACGCAUUCUUGCCGAUGAGAUUGAUAGCGAGGUUCCGGGAGAAGCUGCUAUGGAUGGCGUGGAGCACUUGGGUCAGUUUGUCUUUGAGAUGACGAACACAAAGAUCAGUCAACUGCGAGCAGAACGUGGUCUUCCAGAGGAAGCGCCAAUUGUGCAGCAGAUAGAGCCGGCUGAGGGCGAUGACGUUGAGGAUGGGCUAGAGGCGAUUGAUGAGGAGAUCGAAAGCGACCACGAGGAGCUUGUUCGGGGCUUUGAAGCCGAAGAAGACGAGUAA